UUCAAGGCCAAGGGAGCUCUGCCUUCCUAAUGAGCAGGGUGAUGGCGUCACCAUUAUUGCUAGCUUUCAUAUUAUUUCUUGUAAUUCUUGAAUCUCCGGCGACGGCGAAUCUUAGUAUUGAUGAGGUUUAUAGAGAGGAGCUUGUGAAAAUGUUUGGCUAUGGUGAAGACAAGAUCUCCACCGUUCAAAUUGAAGGUAAAGUUGUUUGCCAGACUUGCAGCGACGACGAUGAAAGGUCGUCUAGAUCUCUUCAUCCCAUCUCAGGCGCAUGGGUGGGUAUUUUGUGCAGCAGAAGUGGAAGAAGAGCAUCAUAUUCUUCAUGGAUAAAAGGCAACACAGAUGAGCUGGGCGACUUCCUCAUAGAUCUCCCUUCUCAUCUUCAUGCAAUCCCAAAUCUGAAAAAAACAUGCCUAGUUAGGGUUCUUCAUCUCCCAAAGGCCUCAAUUUGCACCCAACAUCAUCACUACUACUCCAAGCCACCAAAACACAAACGAAUUCAACUCAUUGGAGUUCAAGAAGGCACCCGCACUUACACAACUCACACCAUACACCUUACACCUAAAUCUUGCAAUCACACCCAACAUAAGGGAAAAUGACGUUAUACUUUUGACCUGAGGAUAAAUGUAAUAUUUUUACAUUUUGAUGUAUAAGUAUAAUUUUUUCAUCAAAACUUAAAAGUAUUGUAUUUUUCCCU
Ipomoea nil (Japanese morning glory) is the source of this 694-nucleotide messenger RNA. RefSeq lists its product as uncharacterized. The record is from RefSeq and is a predicted model, not a curated record. The transcript is spliced from 2 exons. Lineage: Eukaryota; Viridiplantae; Streptophyta; Magnoliopsida; Solanales; Convolvulaceae. Bases 30 to 596 code for a protein of 188 amino acids.